This is a messenger RNA of Apaloderma vittatum (bar-tailed trogon), 1617 nucleotides long. RefSeq names its product chloride channel protein 1-like. Gene Ontology annotation, biological process: chloride transport; transmembrane transport. Gene Ontology annotation, cellular component: membrane. The record is from RefSeq and is a predicted model, not a curated record. Gene Ontology annotation, molecular function: voltage-gated chloride channel activity. The annotation marks the transcript as partial. NCBI's taxonomy places the organism in Eukaryota, Metazoa, Chordata, Aves, Trogoniformes, Trogonidae. The transcript is spliced from 11 exons.
UUCUGGAUGGCUGUUGUUGCUACCACAAUGCCAAUCCCCUGUGGAGGCUUCAUGCCUGUUUUUGUUCUAGGUGCUGCAUUUGGUCGUCUUAUUGGGGAAAUCAUGGCAUCCCUUUUUCCCAACGGGAUCCUCUUUGAUGGUAUUGUUUAUCAAAUCUUACCUGGAGGGUAUGCUGUCAUUGACUUUGUCUCUCCCUAUUCCUUUUCCACCCUACCUCGAAAAGGUGCAGCAGCAAUGACAGGAGCAGUGAGCCACACCGUCUCCACGGCUGUGAUCUGCUUUGAGCUAACGGGUCAGAUCUCCCACAUCCUCCCCAUGAUGGUGGCUGUCAUUCUUGCCAACAUGGUGGCCCAGAGUCUGCAGCCCAGCCUCUAUGAUAGCAUCAUCCAGGUGAAGAAGUUGCCCUACCUACCAGACCUGGGCUGGAAUCACAUAAGCAAAUACAAUAUCUUUGUUGAGGAUAUUAUGGUCCAAGACGUUAAAUUCGUCUCCUCCGAUUGUAAAUACCGAGACUUGCAAACUGUACUCCAAAGCACGACCGUUAAGACUUUGCCUUUGGUGGACUCACAAGAGACCAUGAUCCUUCUGGGGUCUGUCGAGCGAUCUGAGCUGCAGGCUCUCCUCCAGAGACAUAUAAGCCCGGAACGGCGACGGCUCCUCAACAGAGAAAUGCAGCAGAAGUUGUCUGAGGCACCCUAUGAUGGGCACAGCAAGGGACCGUGGGCAACCCUACCAAAGCUGAAGCAUGAAUCUUUUGCUUAUGUCGAUGAAGAUGAGGAUACAGAUGAGAAGGGAGAGCUGCCUCAGCCCCCAAGUCCCACUCCCAGUUACCCAGAGGAGCCCAAUGGCCCGACAAGUCCUCAUAAACAAAUGCCUGAAACUUUGGAGUCACAACAAGUCACAGGCAAUUUCAGGAGUUUGAGGCAACUGAUCCAGCAGCUCUUGUGCCAUUACAAGUGUCCACUUGAAGCAGAGAGUGCCACUCAGGUGCCAGCAGAAGUCAUUGAAACAAUGAGUCCAGAAGAGAUAGAUGCUUGGGAACAGGAGGAGCUGAACAAGAAUGUGUGCUUUGACAGCUGCCGCAUAGACCCUUCGCCGUUCCAACUCGUGGAGAGGACUUCCCUGCAUAAGACGCAUACAUUAUUCUCACUACUGGGCCUCAGCCAUGCCUAUGUAACCAGUAUGGGGAAGCUGAGGGGAGUACUGGCUUUGGAAGAGCUCCAGAAGGCAAUAGAGGGCUCCACACGCUCUGGAGUUCGCCUCCGCCCACCUCUUGCUAGUUUCCGUGAUACCAACCGGACUUCCAUCAGCAGUGAGAAGGCCAGUCAGGCCACUCGCGUGUGGAGCCAGCAGGACAACCCCAUGGUGGCAGCCCAGCAAGCAGUGGACUUUGGCACAGAGAGCCCACUGCCUCCCUCUUCACACUCCUCCCAGCCCUCACACUUGCAUGAUGAGAGGAAAGCCUUGUGUUCCACUUAUGCCGGUGACACUGAGUCAGAAGAGAUGGAGCUGACAGGGCCAGUUGCUGAAAGUAUCUCAGACAUCCUGAAGGACAUAAACCUACACUCCACUGACGUGGAUGAGGAUGAAGAUGAGGAUGAGGAUGUCGCCUUAUAG